AUGCCCUAGCAUUGCUCUGCCACUGCAGAUCCGCCUUUCCUUUAACCUGCCGUUCUGAACGGGGCGAUGGAAAUGAAUAUGAAGAAGUUCACAGUGCGCCGGUUCUUCUCAGUGUAUCUCCGCAAGAAGUCUCGCUCAAAGAGCUCGAGUCUAAGCAGAUUUGAGGAAGAAGGAAUUGUGAAGGAGAUAGACAUCAGUCAUCAUGUUAAGGAAGGUUUUGAAAAAGCAGACCCAUCCCAGUUUGAGCUGCUGAAAGUGUUAGGACAAGGUUCCUAUGGAAAGGUAUUUCUAGUGAGGAAAAUCAAAGGAUCAGAUGCUGGGCAGCUAUAUGCAAUGAAGGUACUUAAGAAAGCAACUCUGAAAGUUCGAGAUCGUGUACGAUCAAAACUGGAAAGAGAUAUCUUGGCAGAAGUGAAUCAUCCUUUCAUUGUAAAACUUCAUUAUGCAUUUCAAACAGAAGGAAAGUUAUAUCUUAUAUUAGAUUUCCUACGAGGAGGAGACCUUUUCACCAGACUUUCCAAAGAGGUAAUGUUUACAGAAGAAGAUGUUAAGUUCUACUUAGCUGAGCUGGCCUUGGCUUUAGAUCAUCUCCAUGGUCUUGGUAUAAUUUACAGGGAUUUGAAACCAGAAAACAUUCUUCUGGAUGAAGAGGGACAUAUUAAGAUUACAGACUUUGGCCUCAGCAAGGAAGCCAUUGAUCAUGACAAGAGGGCUUAUUCGUUCUGUGGGACAAUAGAGUACAUGGCCCCAGAGGUGGUCAACCGGCGAGGGCAUACACAAAGUGCCGACUGGUGGUCUUUUGGUGUCCUAAUGUUUGAAAUGCUGACGGGAUCAUUACCAUUCCAGGGGAAGGACAGAAAGGAGACAAUGGCUCUCAUUCUCAAAGCCAAGCUAGGAAUGCCUCAGUUUUUGAGCAUAGAAGCCCAGAGUUUGCUGCGAGCUCUUUUCAAAAGAAAUCCAUCCAACAGACUAGGUGCUGGUCUUGAUGGUGUUGAAGAAAUUAAACGGCAUCCUUUCUUUGCCACCAUAGACUGGAAUAAGCUCUACAGGAGAGAAAUCAAGCCACCAUUUAAACCUGCUGUCGGAAGGCCAGAGGACACGUUUCAUUUUGACCCUGAAUUCACCUCACGGACACCAACAGAUUCCCCAGGAGUGCCCCCAAGUGCUAAUGCUCAUCACCUCUUCAGAGGAUUCAGCUUCGUUGCCUCCAGCCUGGUGCAGGAGCCUGCACAGCAAGACCUGCACAAAAUCACAGUUCAUCCAAUUGUCCAGCAGUUACAUGGGAACAAUAUUCACUUUACAGAUGGAUAUGAGAUCAAGGAGGACAUAGGCAUUGGCUCUUACUCAGUAUGCAAGAGAUGUAUACACAAAGCCACAGAAGCAGAGUUUGCAGUGAAGAUAAUUGAUAAGAGCAAAAGGGACCCCUCUGAAGAAAUUGAGAUUCUGCUGAGAUAUGGACAGCACCCAAACAUCAUCACUCUCAAAGAUGUCUAUGAUGAUGGGAAAUAUAUAUACCUUGUGAUGGAGCUGAUGCGAGGGGGAGAACUCUUAGACCGGAUACUUCGACAAAAAUGCUUUUCUGAACAAGAGGCCAGUGAUGUCCUUUUUACCAUCACCAAGACAGUGGAUUAUUUGCAUUCCCAAGGAGUUGUCCACCGAGAUCUGAAGCCUAGUAAUAUCCUUUAUAUGGAUGAGUCGGGAAAUCCAGAUUCAAUCAGGAUCUGUGAUUUUGGAUUUGCCAAACAACUGAGAGCUGAGAAUGGUCUGCUAAUGACUCCAUGUUAUACAGCCAAUUUUGUAGCACCUGAGGUCCUAAAACGGCAAGGCUAUGAUGCAGCCUGUGAUAUUUGGAGCUUAGGGAUUCUGUUGUACACUAUGUUAGCAGGAUUCACUCCUUUUGCAAAUGGUCCAGAUGAUACCCCAGAGGAGAUUCUGGCCAGAAUUGGCAGUGGAAAAUAUGCACUGACAGGAGGAAACUGGGAUUCAGUAUCUGAUGCUGCCAAGGAUAUUGUAUCCAAGAUGCUUCAUGUAGACCCCCAUCAGCGCUUAACAGCAGCCCAAGUUAUAAGGCACCCAUGGAUAGUUAACAGGGAAUAUCUGUCACAAAAUCAGCUCAGCAGACAGGAUGUUCAUCUUGUAAAAGGCGCAAUGGCAGCCACCUACUUUGCUUUAAACCGAACUCCUCAGGCACCAAGACUGGAACCUGUAUUGUCCUCCAAUCUAGCCCAGCGGAGGGGGAUGAAGAGACUGACCUCAACGAGGUUGUAGUGGUCCCAAAGAAUGCCUGGUUUUAAAAAACCACCUUAAAUUAAUUUGAGAGGCUGAUCUACAUUACUAAUUUUGUGGCAUAAUUGACAUGUAAACUGCUAGAACUAGCAGAAUUGCACGAUGAAGAAAAAUUACCCUUUGCUUUCAGGGGGUUUGUUUUUGUUUUUUACAUUAGCACCAAGAUCCCAAGUUAG
Molecule: messenger RNA, 2462 nt
Organism: Gekko japonicus
Lineage: Eukaryota; Metazoa; Chordata; Lepidosauria; Squamata; Gekkonidae
Gene: RPS6KA2
Product: ribosomal protein S6 kinase, 90kDa, polypeptide 2
Exons: 21
Coding region: 67-2268 (733 amino acids)
Biological process (GO): protein phosphorylation; intracellular signal transduction
Molecular function (GO): ATP binding; ribosomal protein S6 kinase activity; magnesium ion binding
Source: RefSeq, a predicted model, not a curated record